CAUGCAUCUUUUAUUUCCCUUAUCACAAACUGUUCUCACUCCAGUAAUUUGUGCGUCCACUCUUGUACACCAACUCCAGCGACGGGUUGCACCAAAAACCACAACCCCAAUAACGCCGAGCCCGACCCGAGUCGAAACCAGAGGCUUUUUCAGCAGUUCUACUCGUCUAGCAUCUCUAUAAAGCCCGCUGAGAAAAACCCAUCAACAAGCAAUCAGAAAGAAGAUCUGGGUCAAGAGGAUCAGAAUAGGAGCGUCAAGAAAGGCAAGGGAUUUUUGACAAACAUGUGGUGGGCGAAUCUGAAAUCAGCAAUAGGGCAGAGAUUAAACGUAGAAGGUAUGGUUUGUUCUGCAUCUGUCAUUACUAAGGACCGGCAUUUGGCGCUCCCACAUGUGGUUGUGCCUGAUGUGAGGUACAUUGAUUGGGGUGAACUGCAGAGGAGGGGGUUCAAGGGCGUUAUAUUUGACAAGGACAAUACAAUUACCGCUCCUUACUGUUUGACGAUUUGGGCACCUCUCAAAUCCUCACUUGAACAGUGUAAAUCUGUCUUUGGCCACAAUGUAGCUGUGUUCAGCAACUCUGCUGGGCUUUAUGAGUAUGAUCAUGACAGUUCGAAAGCCAAAGCGCUCGAGAGGUCGAUCGGAAUUAAAGUUAUAAGGCAUAGGGUGAAGAAGCCUGCUGGCACAGCAGAAGAAAUCGAGAAACACGUUGGUUUUACUUCUUCACAACUUAUUAUGGUUGGUGAUCGACCAUUCACAGAUGUGGUUUUCGGGAAUCGCAACGGUUUUAUGACUAUUUUAACUGAACCCUUGAGCCUUUCUGGGGAGACAUUUGUUGUUAGGCAGGUAAGGAAAUUAGAAAUAUUCCUGGUGAAACGUUGGCUUAAGCAAGGAGUAAGACCGAUUAGUCAUCGCCUAUUGCCAGACACUGAACAGUGCAUUAAAGAUCCGUAACCUCUUUAGUGUUUUUGAAAAUUUUGCCCGGUAGAUAUCAUGAAAAACUGAAGAAUCACUCUUUUUGUCCACUGGCCGUAUAUUACAUUAGCUUAUGGUUAUACACCUGAGUUAAAAUAUAGUAGACUGUAUUCUUGGAUCGGCAACAAUAGUGAAAUGUAGAAAGGGUUUCCUUUUAUGAGAUCUUUAUGUC
Molecule: messenger RNA, 1144 nt
Organism: Cucurbita maxima (winter squash)
Lineage: Eukaryota; Viridiplantae; Streptophyta; Magnoliopsida; Cucurbitales; Cucurbitaceae
Exons: 5
Molecular function (GO): phosphatidylglycerophosphatase activity
Source: RefSeq, a predicted model, not a curated record